Auxenochlorella protothecoides is the source of this 2070-nucleotide messenger RNA. Its product is annotated as Beta-galactosidase 17. The coding region runs from base 1 to 2070 and encodes 689 amino acids. Gene Ontology annotation, biological process: carbohydrate metabolic process. The record is from RefSeq and is a predicted model, not a curated record. The transcript is spliced from 15 exons. Gene Ontology annotation, cellular component: vacuole. Lineage: Eukaryota; Viridiplantae; Chlorophyta; Trebouxiophyceae; Chlorellales; Chlorellaceae. Gene Ontology annotation, molecular function: beta-galactosidase activity.
AUGAUGUUGCAAUCUGCCUUGGCCAGCCUCGCCCCAGCUCGCAGCUUUGAGAUCAGGGACGACCAGUUCUUCAAGGACGGCAAAACAAUCCAAAUCAUAUCCGGCAGCAUCCACUAUUUCCGAUGCCACCCUGCGCUCUGGCACGAUCGGCUGGAGAGGGUCAAGGCCCUGGGCCUGAAUGCCAUCACGGCAAGUGCUCGCAUCAUCUUGUGCCUGGCCUGUCAGCGGUGCCUGCACGGCAGUGCGGUGUACGUCGCCUGGAACGUGCACGAGACCUUUCCAGGGCAGUACGCCUGGGAGGGUGGCGCCGACCUCCUGCGCUUUCUUUCGCUGGCGCACGAUCGCGGCCUGCUCGUCGUCCUGCGCCCCGGCCCCUACAUCUGCGCGGAGUGGGACUUUGGGGGCCUGCCCUGGUGGCUCGGCUCCUCCAAGGUCCCUGGCGGGCGCAGGAUGAAGCUGCGCUCGUCCGACCCCGCCUACCUGGCGCACGUCGAUCGCUGGUGGGGGGUGCUGUUCACCAUGAUCAAGCCGCUGAUGUAUGAGGCGGGCGGCCCCAUCAUCCUGACCCAGAUUGAGAACGAGUAUGGCUUUUGUGGGAGCGACAAGGAGUACCUCCGUCACCUGGUGGGCCUGGCCCGGCAGCAUCUUGGCGAGACUGCAGUCCUCUUCACCACAGAUCCACCCCAUGUGGCCUCCGAUGGAACCUUGCCCGGGAGCGAGAUAUUCACGGCCGUCGACUUUGGCCCAGGCUGGUUCAACCCGGAGGCAGACUUUGCUGUUCAGAAGUCCCUCAACGCGCCUGGAUUGUCACCACCCUUCAAUUCUGAGUUCUACUCCGGAUGGCUGACGCACUGGGGAGAAAGCAUGGCAAACACCAGCUCCAGCGUUCUGGCAGCUGACACCCAGGUCCUCCUGCGCUGGGCCCGGAACACCACCUCCCUCUCCUUCUACAUGGUGCAUGGGGGCUCCAACUUUGGAUUUAAUCAGGGGGCCAACGUGGAUGGAUCAAACUAUCAGCCGCACAUCACAUCGUAUGACUACGACGCCCCGAUCAGCGAGGCAGGGGACUACUGCCAGCCCGGCAUCGGCGGGGAGUGCAAGUACCAUGCAAUCCGAGAGGUCAUUGCGCAGCACACGGGGAUCACCCCGCCUCCCCUUCCGCCCCGACCUCGCAUCCACGCGUACGGCGAGGUGCAUCUGGACCGGAAGGCUGCACUCUUUGACGUCUUGCCCCAGCUCAGUGAGCCUGUAGAUACGGUCCGCCCAGAUGUCAUGGAGGAAUAUGCCCAGCGAAGUGGCCUCAUCCUCUACCGGCACAUCAUCCCCCGCAAGCAGCUGAGCAAGAGCUCGGAGCUUGAUCUGGGUGCAAGUCCCCACGAUUAUGCCACGGUAUACCUGGAUGGCCAGGUAUCGGGGCCAUACAAUGAUGCUGACACAGCGAGGCUCGACAUCCUGGUGGAAGCCAUGGGACGGCGCAAUUUUGGCUGCGAGGAGGGUGGCUGGGAUCUCAAGGGGCUGCAGUCGUCUCUGGUGACAUUGAACGGGGAGCCAUUGCUGACCUGGCAGGUGUUUCCAUUGGAGCUCAAAGAUCUGUCUCGCCUUGCCUUCUACCCUAUUACCUCGUCGCUGGCAGUGUCAAGAAGGUUGCUGGAGAGUUCAAGCGAUCUUAGGAGCAGCAACUGCUCCCAGGGACCCAUGUUCUACAAGGGGACCCUUGACGCGCCAGGCCCUGCCUUCAACAAGCAGACGGGCCAAAUGGCCGACACCUACCUCUCUGUCCGCGGCUGGUCCAAGGGCAUCGCCUGGAUCAAUGGAUUCAACCUUGGCUGGUGCGGGCACUGGGCCUCCCAGGGACCGCAGGUCACCCUCUAUGUUCCGGGCCCACUGCUCCAUGCCGGCGACAAUGAGAUUGUCCUGUUGGAGCUGGAGGACACCGCUGAACGCGACCAUGCGGCAGUCAGCUUUGUCGAUGAACCAGACUUCUACGGCCCCGCUUCGCAGGGCAUGGCCGGUGCAGGAGUCAGCAUAGCAGGCGCGCCUGGCCGACGCACAGCCCAUGGCCCUGUUUAA